CUCAAGAAACACCCGCAGCUGAAAGGUCAAAGAACCCUGGAGUCGAAUUGGGAGUCACAAGAGAGUCAGGCCCAUGGCUCUCUCGGUUAGAGCCUAUCAAGUCCACGCAGAGACCGUGGCGAGCUACUCUACUCUACGAAGACCUUCACAUCGGACAAUUCCCAUACAAUCAAAUCUUACCUGCAGUGUCCCUGCCUUUGCAAAUUCACUGAAUCCUCCCAUCCUUCUGCUCCGGCCCCUUUUACGAUCCGCGCUGUUGAUGGCGCUGUACCUUCCUUUGCGGUAUCUCUACAUUGAAUCAUCUCCCUACGAGGAUCUUGUCUAUUGAGGUCCUCCGCUACCACGUUUGGUCGCAUCUGCGGUGUCGCGGUCCUCCCACCUCUUCUCGCUCGAGUCUCCAGGUGAACAUUACCGUCAAGCCGAUAACUGCGACCUUAGUCGACGAAAGUCUUGCAGAAAUCCCAAGAGCUGGUCCAUGCAUAUCAUAUAUCGGUUAACCUCGAUUCUGCAUAAUACUCGAGCCCCAGAAACUCACUCCGCAGUCGGGUGUUUCCUUGCAGUACUAUCGAUGUGUGCCGGAGGGCAGCAUGACAGCCUUGCGCACUGACGCCCUUUGAUACCAAUAUCUUCCUCAAUGGCCCCACCACUCUCAAUACAUACUCGGCGCGCCGACGCUGAAGAUGGCAGCUGGCGCUCGUUUGCUUCGGACGAAGACUUUAUCCUCGAGUCCUGGAGUCAAGGAUUCAUGGUCGGAGCUCUCCUGAUUAUGGCAUGUAUAACCAUAGCCAACAUGAGGAGGGGAGUCCUUUUGCAUAAAUUGAUUCUGGUCGAGCAACUGGCGGCCUUGUCUCAUGGAACUUUCUGCUUCAUGUCCUUCAAUGGCUAUGGGUGGUAUCUGUCCUCGACAGCUGCUCUGCUAUAUUGCUCCUGGAUCGUUCACAAUGUCGUCGCCUGGAUGAAAAUCCGACCGUUCUUCACCGAUUCAAGGUCCAUGUUCAAACCUUCGACCGGCAAAUGGGUGCGAAGGAUAUAUCUUGGGACGCUCGCCUGUUCAAUACCGCCAAUCAUAUUGCAAAUCUUCGACAACUUUCGCUUUUUCAACAAUAUCAGUGACUUUUACACCACAGUCAGGCCAUACGAGCCGCUGAUGAGAGAUCCGUGGUGGUGCUUCUCCUGCUUCACCCUCUUCCAUGUCAUUCGGAAAUGUUAUGGCACAGGCGUCUUCGAAUUGAUCAAACGAAGCCCACGUUUUGGCAUUUUAAUAUGCGCCAUCUGCUUGGCCAUGAUAUUCACAGCUUUUGACAUUGUGGCCAGCAUUCACAAUUUCAUCGGCUCGACUGACGGCAUCAAUCCAUUCUGGAAAUUGAGUCUCGUGUUCAAAUGUCUCACUGACACAAUCAUGCUGGACGACUUCAAGACCGAAUUGAAGAGACUCGGCAUCAAACGCAUGCGACAAGACGAGAUGAGACGACAGAGUUUCGCCCUUGUCGCCGAUAACCUCGACUCUAAGACCGAUGACGGCCAUAUGGAGUUCACCGAUGUCUUGAACACGAGUCCUACUCAGUUCCAGACGAUGCAGACUUUUGACGACAGCCCAAGUCGGGGUUCGACAGGGAGACUGAGGCAAGACUCAGUGGGCGAACCUCGAAAGCAGUCGAAGGAGUAUCUUGGUAGGGCAGGGAAAAAGAUAAGCCGUUUACCGGGACUCAAAGAAUUUUCAUUCAAGCCGAAACCCGGUAAGGGCCGUAGCAGGCUCGACGACGAAGAGAAACCAAAUGAAAAUGAGCAUCCUCCACCGGCACCCGAACGACUGUCGCAAAUGAGACAGAGUCUAGGAGUCCUGGAUUAUCAUGCUCGCUGAGGGAUUUGGGCAGCUAGCAACAAAGUAAUGGGUAAUGUGUCUAUGAGUCUACGAGGUAAUGUCUUGUACCAACACCAGUAUUUUGCAUCGCACACGCUUUUUAUACCCUGGGAGGAUAUGGAAGUGCUUUUUUGGACAAAGGAUCUUGCGAAAGGGGUUGUUCUGUAGAGUGAAUGCAUUAUCGCUCCGGAGGGUUGACUGGCUGCUUUCUGGUUGCACUUACUUCUUGUUUUCUGCUGUAUCUCGAUGGAAGGCGGUUGCUCUCAUGCCUGCCCGCUGUUGUCAGCAUCCACCUUCCUAUCAGACAACACCCAAUGUAUAGGCGAGCAGGCGCGGGUC
Exophiala xenobiotica is the source of this 2200-nucleotide messenger RNA. RefSeq lists its product as uncharacterized. The coding region runs from base 635 to 1861 and encodes 408 amino acids. NCBI's taxonomy places the organism in Eukaryota, Fungi, Ascomycota, Eurotiomycetes, Chaetothyriales, Herpotrichiellaceae. The transcript has 5 exons. The record is from RefSeq and is a predicted model, not a curated record.